AUGGGAGGUGGAUAUGGUAGUGGUAUGGGUGGUGGUUAUGGUGGCGGUUAUGGCGGCGGUAAUGGCGGCGGUAAUGGCGGCGGUAAUGGUGGUGGUAAUGGUGGUCAAUCAAUUGAACUGCCGGUCAGAUCGAGCUACAAUAUCGAAGUGAUCCCUGUCCAGAGUUCCGGUGAAAGUCAAUCAACUUUUGUCGAUGUUCCCGGUGGUGUUCUCCCCGUUUAUAUGACAUUCCGUACCCAAUCGUCACCCGUACACGUCAAUCAAGUACACAGAGGUAGCAAAGGAUCCUACCAGAGCUCAUCAUCCAAAGAUGAAGCACAUGUAUUGGUCCACGAAGUGACCAAACCAGUGAUCCAAGAGCUCCGUGAAGUCAUCACUCCAUUCCGUAAGGUUGUCCAAGUUAUCGAACCGGUCAGAGAGGAAGUCCUUACUAAAGUCCAUAGAGGAGAACGUGGCGGUAAUGGUGGAGGAAAUGGUGGAGGAAAUGGUGGCGGUUAUGGUGGCAAUGAUGGAGGAAAUAAAGGUUACGGUGGCAAUGAUGGUGGACAUCUGGGAGGCUAUUAAAUAAUUAAUGUAUAACUGGAUCAAUUUUUUAAAGGAUGGACCCAUUGAAUCCAUUA
This is a messenger RNA of Oppia nitens, 620 nucleotides long. RefSeq lists its product as uncharacterized. The transcript has a single exon. NCBI's taxonomy places the organism in Eukaryota, Metazoa, Arthropoda, Arachnida, Sarcoptiformes, Oppiidae. The record is from RefSeq and is a predicted model, not a curated record. The coding region runs from base 1 to 564 and encodes 187 amino acids.